AUGAUUCAACUUAAAGUGGACGAUGAAGAUUUCGUGAGGAUCAAGGAGAAAAAGGAGGACGAGAUGGCGGAUCGUCGACGGGCGAUGAUGAAGAGAAGCGACAUUAAGCGUGGUCUGCGUGAAAUGCAUAUCGAAGGCAAAAAGGCAACGGAAAUGGAGAAACUCCAGCGUGCCAAAGAGGUCUUCGACCUGAAACUUCGUCAGACCGAACGUGACAAGAAACUGGCCGAAGAGUUGGCACUUCGUAAACAUUUCGAACUGCAAGAGUUUUUCCAAAAGAAGAAGGCAAGGCAAGCUGUUUCCAUACUUCCGGACAGUACUGCGCAAAACUUAGAAGCCAAACUGAAGGAGAAAGAUCUCGAGAACGCGUCAAAUUCGAAAUUACCUGACGUGUGGCCGUUUAUCGAUAAGAUGGAUCCGAGGCAGCUGCAAGAGAAGAAGUUAAGCUAUAGAAGGGAAUUGCAAAAUCAACAGAUAGGUAAUCGUCGCAGGCUGCGCGAGAAAGAAGAGGAAAAGCAUCGGGAACGUAAGAUUCUGGAGGAGGUUGGCGAAGCUUUGCGCAAAGAGGAAGUGGAAGCAGAAAGACAGAAGAAAGAAAAGGUUCUUAUGCUGCAAGUCGAAAGGGAUGCCUUUCUGAAAGCUAGACAAAUCUGGAAGGACAAACGUAAGAAUCUUCUCAAACGGGAAUACGAGGAAAUCGUAAAGAUUGUGGCUAAGAAGGAGGCUCUGCAGAAGGAAGAAUCCGAGCAGAAGACCGAUACCAGAAUGUGGAAGGAUGCCAUGGCGGAGAAUGUGGGAAAGAAGAUACAAGCAGAGGCGUUUAAGAAAACCGAACGGGAAAGGAUUUGCCAUGAAUUGUAUCUCGCAGAGAAAGAAAACGAGCUGGCGGACGAAGUGAUUCGAGCGGCGUUAAGAAAGCAACGAGCGUCGAGAGAGCUUUUGCAGGACAUGGCGAGACACGAGAAAGCUGCGGCUGAGAGGCAGGCAAAGGACGACGCAAUCGAUGCAGCAUUCAUUCGAUACUUGGUCGAACAACGUAGGAAGAUGGAGGAGGCGGACAGAAAGAAGGAGCAAGAACGUCGCGAAAAAAUGGAGCAAUUUGGAAAUGAACUAAAAGAAACGAUAACGAGGAACAGCAUGCAACAUUCGGAAGAACUUGCGCAUAGACGGUUCAGGGCUGAUGACGAGGAGGUAGGGCAAAAUGGCGUACCUGGUGUUGAGAAACUAAGUGACAGCAAGAAUUGCGCGAAAAUAAAAAUUAAGUGCCAUUCCGAAAGUGUUCUCGAUGAUUGGAAAUCGCCACAGCCGAAGAAAGUAUUCACGUGA
Molecule: messenger RNA, 1326 nt
Organism: Dufourea novaeangliae
Lineage: Eukaryota; Metazoa; Arthropoda; Insecta; Hymenoptera; Halictidae
Product: inner centromere protein-like
Exons: 5
Coding region: 1-1326 (441 amino acids)
Source: RefSeq, a predicted model, not a curated record